GAGACAGACCAACUUCGAAUUUGCAUCGGCGCGCGGAAUCAUCGAAGUGAAAUGUUUAGUAAGCUCGUGGUUCCCCUGUGCUUCGCCGCCGUGGCGGUGGAAGCCCAGCUUCGUCAAUUUCCGGUGCCGAGUCGACUCGUCUACGGACCCACAGUGCCCAUCGCGAAAGCCGCCCAAGAAUUGGCCUUGGGCUACGCCGCCUCGAUGCCUAACGGGAUCGUCACGAGUGCCCCGACGAGUUACGGAAGCCGAGUUUCCAAACUGUCUCGGCAUAGUGCUCCGAAUCCCACGCAUGGAGCCUACCCCGCGUCUCUCGCGGUGUCACGAGCUGCAUCACCGAUACUCUCGGUCCCGCGAUAUUCAGCGGCCCCAGUUUACCGACCCGCGUAUGCAGCACCCAUCGCGGCAGCUCCGCUCGUUGCGGCGCCCGCAUUUGCUCCAAAAGUCGCGCCCCAGUAUUAUGCUGCUGCAGUUCCAGAACAAGUAUAUGCCCCACAGUCGUAUUCUUUCGGAUACCAGUCUGUGGACGAGCACGGCAACCGUCAAUCAAGACAAGAGCAAGGCGACGCCAACAAUUUCAAGAAGGGCUCAUACUCGUUCACGGACGUUUACGGAAUCUCUCGCCGAGUCGACUACGUUGCGGAUCACGGCGGAUUCCGGGCAACUAUUAACACUAACGAGCCGGGAACAGCUCCUUCAGCUCCGGCAGCAGCUCUGUACACAGGACCCGUUGUUCAUAGGAAAGCCUAGGCGCGUUCGCGCAAUGUGUGAAAGGAUUAAGUCGGCUAAUAAACAUAUUUA
This is a messenger RNA of Galendromus occidentalis (western predatory mite), 801 nucleotides long. Its product is annotated as cuticle protein 8. Gene Ontology annotation, cellular component: chitin-based extracellular matrix. The record is from RefSeq and is a predicted model, not a curated record. The transcript is spliced from 2 exons. The coding region runs from base 52 to 750 and encodes 232 amino acids. Lineage: Eukaryota; Metazoa; Arthropoda; Arachnida; Mesostigmata; Phytoseiidae. Gene Ontology annotation, molecular function: structural constituent of chitin-based larval cuticle.